This is a messenger RNA of Metarhizium brunneum ARSEF 3297, 2313 nucleotides long. RefSeq lists its product as uncharacterized. The record is from RefSeq and is a predicted model, not a curated record. Lineage: Eukaryota; Fungi; Ascomycota; Sordariomycetes; Hypocreales; Clavicipitaceae. Gene Ontology annotation, molecular function: steryl-beta-glucosidase activity. Gene Ontology annotation, biological process: ergosteryl 3-beta-D-glucoside catabolic process.
AUGGCUUCCUUUCGGCUGACGAUCGAGGAUGGCCAGUUCCGAGACGCUCACGGCCGACAGGUUGUACUACGCGGAAUCAAUGUCGCUGGCGACGCAAAACUCCCCUCCGAGCCCGAUCAACCGUCCCACAUUGCCCAUGACUUCUUCGACGGCGACAACGUCACAUUCCACGAGCGGCCCUUUAGUAGAGGGGAAGCCGCUACGCACUUUGCCAGGAUAAAACGCUACGGCUUCAAUACGAUCCGCUACCUCUUUACUUGGGAGGCAAUCGAAGCCGCAGGUCCCGGCAUCUAUGACGAGCAAUUCAUCCAGCAUACCAUCGACGUGUUGAGGAUAGCAAAGUCCUAUGGCUUCUACGUCUUUAUGGACCCUCACCAAGAUGUUUGGUCACGAUUCACCGGCGGUUCGGGGGCUCCAAUGUGGACGUUGUACGCCUGCGGUCUCAACCCCCAGAGCUUCGCCGCCACCGAAGCCGCCAUUGUUCAGAAUACGUACCCCGAUCCGGAUACCUUCCCGAAAAUGAUUUGGUCAACCAACUACCACAGGCUCGCGGCAGGCACCAUGUUUACUCUGUUCUUUGCCGGCAAAGACUUCGCGCCAAACUGCAUCAUAAACGGCGUCAACAUCCAGGACUAUUUGCAGGGCCAUUUCGUCAAUGCCUGCGCACACUUGGCAAAGCGGAUACAUGAAGCGGGCGAUCUGGAAAAUGAGGUUGUCAUGGGCUGGGAGAGCAUGAAUGAGCCCAACAGAGGCAUGACGGGUUAUGUUGACUUGACAGUCAUCCCCAAGGACAACCCCCUGAAGAAAGGCACCUGCCCGACCAUGUGGCAAACUUUCCUGACGGGUAUGGGCAGGGCCUGCGAGAUUGAUACCUGGGAUAUGGGAGGCUUGGGGCCUUACAAGACAGGCACGACGUUGGUGGAUCCUCAUGGCGAGAUUGCCUGGUUACCGGAAGGAUAUGACGAUUCCAAGUAUGGGUGGAAGCGUCACCCUGGCUGGAAACUCGGCGAGUGUCUGUGGGCGCAGCAUGGCGUUUGGGAUAUAGCAACCGACACAAUGCUAAAGAAGGACUACUUUGCCAAGAACCCCAGAACCGGCAAGGCUAUCGAUUACCCCGAGUUUACAAAUACCUACUUUAUGGACUUUUGGAGAAAGUACAGCAAGGCGUGCAGAGCUCAUCAUAGAGAUUGCCUUAUGCUUAUGCAAUAUCCUACACUAGAACUGCCUCCUGAAAUCAAGGGAACCGAAGAUGACGACCCAUUGAUGGCUUUCACGCCACACUUUUACGACGGCAUCACCCUGAUGACCAAGCACUGGAACAGUACGUGGAAUGUCGACGUUGUUGGUGUGCUUCGUGGCAAGUAUUGGCAUCCCGCAUUUGCCAUCAAAAUCGGCGAGACGGCCAUCCGAAACUGCCUCAAAGACCAGCUAGCAACCUUGCGGCAGGAGGGGCUGGACAGAACAGGCAAUCAUCCAUGCCUGUUGACCGAAUUCGGUAUACCAUAUGACAUGGACGACAAGAAGGCUUACAAGACGGGAGACUACUCUAGCCAGUCAGCCGCACUGGAUGCCAACUAUUUUGGCGUGGAAGGCUCUCAGAUCGAAGGCCACUGCCUCUGGGUAUACACUGUUAUCAACGAUCACGAACGCGGCGACCAGUGGAACGGAGAAGACUUGUCCAUCCACUCCGUAGACGACAAACUGCCGCCACUUUCUCCAGUCCCCAGGAGCGCAGUGGCCGGUCAGUCUGCAACAAGCCUGCUAAAACUGUCGACGACGAACAAUAGAGACGGCAGCGGCGAUGACGAGAGCGUCACUCCUGGAAACCUUCAGCGCACGCUCACAACGCCGUCGAUAAGCUCCAGCCGAUUAGCAAAGGAUCCCGAGUUGACUAACGCUCCCGGAUACCGAGCCGCAGAGGCCUUCAUUCGACCGACUGCAACAGUUGUUGCAGGCAAUGUGCUCUCUACGGGAUUCGAUCUCCGCAAGUGCACGUACUCGCUCAAGAUUUCAGCGCCAAAGCCUGCCAGCGACGAGGCGCCGACAGUCGUCUUCCUUCCCGAGUACCACUUCCCCAAGAAUCAGUGCGAAGUAGCCGUAUCUACCGGCAAGUGGGAGUUGAGUUCUGAUGACAGCGAAGGCCCCGUGCUCCAACGCCUGAAGUGGUGGCAUCCUGAGGGAGAACAAACCCUUGAUGUUCAGGGUAUUGUGAGAAAACAUAAUGUUCCGGAGGGGUCCGCGGAAGAGGCUGGGUACCUGGAGCAGUGCCAACAAGGCUAUGGCUUCAAUUUCGGCAACUGCACAGUAAUGUGA